AUGGCUACUGUACACCCCAGGAAGCUAUGGAUUGCAAAAAUGUCUGGGUCUGGAAGAUUGCCAGACUUGUCAUGUAGGUUUUCCAUGACCGACGAGGUCUGGUAUGUAGGACAUAGCAUGACAGAUUCUGAGAGACCUUUCUAAUGCCUAUACUGCAUGACAAACUCCCUCCCGACUUGGUCGAACCGGACGACUUUUGGUAAUCAUGCAACACAGAUUUUUGCAUGCUUGAGAUUUAGCAUGACAAGUUGCAUUCUUCCAUACCCAGACAUUUUUACAUUUGAUAGAAGCGCGACAGUUGUGGGAAACUUUGCAACGGAAGAACAAUAUACCGAUCGGGGGUGGAGAGCAGCUUGGAAACUUCGCACAAGUUACGGCGAGGGAAGUCGGGGGGGGAUGAACUACCCAGAAUGAUAGACGAAGCUUUUACUUUGAUAAAAGAACUUUUGGUUAUUUUCAUCGUACAACUCUUGAGUGCAAUAACAAUAACUUCGGGUGCCGCAACUCACUCUACUUCUUCCGAUGCCAGUAUAUAUAUCCAUCUGACACCGCUGCCGCACUACCACUAUGGCAUCAGUCAAUCUGAAUGUUACAGAGGCAACCUCAAGUCGCUCGGCUCUGCAAAAGAGUCCAUCUCGAUGUUUUUCUUCGCGGCAACAACACCAAGCAAGGGCAUCAGAAACCAAUGACUCAGUAGCUAGUGUGCAUCGCAGCUAU
Molecule: messenger RNA, 717 nt
Organism: Amoebophrya sp. A120
Lineage: Eukaryota; Dinophyceae; Syndiniales; Amoebophryaceae
Source: the annotation of a GenBank genome assembly